AUGACACCGGCCACCCCGGAGGUGCAGAGUCGUCCGAUAUGGGCCCAUCCAGGGGCAGUGUUGUCCGUUAAGAUCUAUCGGAGAGCUGCUCCAGUUACAGAUCUGAGUGUUCUCCUUCUUUUAUCCUCUUUUGUAACUUAUUGUAACUUAAAUAAGCAUCCUCCCGGUUCAGGAAAUGGCAAUGUUAUAAGAGACUCACUGCAUGAAAUUUGUCUUUGUUAUUGCUGGAACAGAUUUGUAAAUACUCUCAAGGCAGAAGAGGUGGAAAAAAUCAUUGAACGUUCUGCUAUGACUGAUGUGUUAAGGAAUUUGGUGCGGAAAAUCUCUUUUGGCAAUCCAGAUAGCCUUCAGUUAAAACAUAAGACCUCUAUACAGAGCACUACGAGCAAUACCAGGCUAGAAAAGAAGAAGAGGAAGCCCGAUACGGGCGAAAGGAAAAUCGGCUUUCAAACGUACCAUAGUGUGCCUGACUUUAGUAACAGCGCAGAUUACAUCAGUGAUAUAGAGAAUCGCAUAAUAUCAAAACUCGUAGAAGGUGGUAAAAAAGGUAUUGCGGUUGAUCAUAUUGAACACGCGGAUGCUGUGGACAACAAAAUUGAUGAAAGAAUGGAUGUUAGAAAACAAGAAAACAUCAGUAGCAAGCUUAGCAAGGAUAGAAUUGACAGAAUGAUCAAUUUCGAUUAUAGGUAUAUUAAAGCCAAACAAAGGAUACUUCACAAAAAGGUUUAUAAACACGAACACGCUGGCAAUGCUGAUGCCGAUAAAAAAAACAGCGAGGAAGCUGUUAAUAUUAGCUAUCCUACGGCAGAAGUAGUUGGCCACGGUUCAUUUGGUGUUGUGGUUACGACUGUAAUAAAUGAGACCAAUCAAAAAGUAGCCAUCAAAAAAGUCUUGCAAGAUAAGAGAUAUAAAAAUAGAGAGCUAGAGACCAUGAAAAUGUUGAACCAUGCAAAUACGAUAGGCCUACAGUACUACUUCUAUGAAAGGGACGAAGAGGACGAAGUCUACCUCAAUUUGGUUCUAGACUACAUGCCUCAAUCACUAUACCAAAGACUUCGUCAUUUCAUCCAUUUGAAAACCAAGAUGGAUCGUCUGGAGAUUAAGUUUUAUGCGUACCAGCUAUUCAGAGCUCUAAAUUAUUUGCAUAACGUUCCUCAAAUUUGCCAUAGAGAUAUAAAACCGCAAAACUUACUCGUAGACCCAAAGACAUUUUCUUUUAAGAUCUGCGAUUUUGGUAGUGCUAAAUGUUUGAAACCAGAUCAGCCUAAUGUGUCUUAUAUUUGUUCAAGGUACUACAGGGCUCCUGAGUUGAUGUUCGGCGCCACGGACUACUCGAACCAAAUCGACGUCUGGUCAAGCGCUUGCGUCAUUACUGAAUUGCUUUUGGGCAAACCCUUAUUCUCAGGUGAAAGCGGUAUAGAUCAGUUGGUGGAAGUUAUUAAGAUAAUGGGCAUACCCACAAAGGAUGAGAUUUCGGGAAUGAAUCCAAAUUAUGAAGACCAUAUUUUCCCCAAUAUUAAACCCAUUACUUUGGCUCGAGUCUUAAAGGCUGAAGACCCCGAUGUUCUCGAGUUGUUAUCAAAAACUCUCAGGUAUCACCCUCGCGAAAGAUUAGCUCCCUUGCAAUGCCUAUUUUUAGGCUAUUUUGACGAAAUUAAAUGCUGUGGUACCGACGCUUACGCAAAAGCACAACGCCUGCGUAUCUUUGACUUCGAUGUGCAAACAGAAUUGGGCCAUAUGCCACCUGCGGAACUGCCCGCCAUUGAAGCAAACUUGAAGCAUCCCGUUUCUAAGGCCUCGACGUCUUCAUGA
Messenger RNA from Saccharomyces kudriavzevii IFO 1802, 1812 nucleotides. RefSeq names its product putative serine/threonine protein kinase MRK1 (gene MRK1). The transcript is spliced from 2 exons. Lineage: Eukaryota; Fungi; Ascomycota; Saccharomycetes; Saccharomycetales; Saccharomycetaceae. The record is from RefSeq and is a predicted model, not a curated record. Bases 1 to 1812 code for a protein of 603 amino acids. Gene Ontology annotation, molecular function: protein serine/threonine/tyrosine kinase activity; protein serine/threonine kinase activity; ATP binding. Gene Ontology annotation, cellular component: cytoplasm. Gene Ontology annotation, biological process: protein phosphorylation; signal transduction.